Messenger RNA from Sorghum bicolor (sorghum), 1390 nucleotides. Its product is annotated as KHG/KDPG aldolase. Lineage: Eukaryota; Viridiplantae; Streptophyta; Magnoliopsida; Poales; Poaceae. The transcript has 8 exons. The record is from RefSeq and is a predicted model, not a curated record. Bases 205 to 900 code for a protein of 231 amino acids. Gene Ontology annotation, molecular function: lyase activity.
CGCCCACCGCCGCGCCGCGGCCACCCCCGAGGGCGCUCGCCGCCAUACUGCGCUCGCGCGUCAUCGCGUGCCUCCGCGCGCAAGAGUAAGGACACGCACUGCCCUCGCCGCUCCCCCAGCCCCCUCUAGACUGACCGCCAAGUGUUCGGCGGUAGUCGUCGCCGAAGCGGAAACCAGGAACUAAUUCGCUGGUCAUCUUAUAUAAUGUUCCUUCUUGGGUUUGGGUUGGGUUGGGAUCCCUUGCAGCGGCGAGACGGCGUUGCAGGCGGCUCACGCGGCUGUCCGCGGCGGCAUUACCGUGGUGAGUUCCUUUGCUCCCCUGGUCCCAUGUGCAACUUGGGGGUGUCAUGCGUGCGUCGGUGCGUCAGAUGGUUCCUGUUGGAGGUUGUCAUGACGACUCCUGGAGUACUGGAGGUUAUUGAAGAUCUUUGCAGGAGUUAUCCUUCUUUAACAUUCGGGGUUGGUACCGUCUUAAAUGCUGCUGAUGCAAGGAAAGCUAUAGAGGCUGGUGCACAAUUUCUUAUGAGUCCUGGCACAGUCCUGGACAUACUUCAUGAUCUUGAAGAAAGUAAUGUUCUUUAUAUUCCAGGAGUGUUGACACCAACAGAAGUUUUAUCUGCUUGCAGUGCUGGUGCAAAAGUUGUCAAGGUGUACCCAGUUUCAGUGAUGGGUGGAGAGGCGUACAUGUCAGCUCUGAAGAAACCAUUUCCUGUCGUACCAAUGGUUGCUUCUCAAGGAAUUAAAAUCGGUUCAAUAAAGGGGUAUAUGGAAGCAGGGGCAUCUGCAGUGGUCUUAUCUGAUACUAUUUUUGACAAUCAAUUGAUGAAGGACAGGAAAUUCAGUAAAAUUUCAGAACUUGCAAAUCUAGCAACUUUAGAGGCAUUGCAAUUCACGAAAUGAGACAAAUCUGACAAUUCUACAAGCAUUGCAGAUUUGCAGUCCAGAAUAUGAGCUGUGACGAUGUGUAUACUAGGUUUGUGGCGCAACCUUGGUGUGGAUUAUAUGUUACUUCUGUUGAAAGCGCCAGUUCACUAAAUACAGCUAUAGAAGCUCUGGUGCAUGCAAGAAGCUGAGAAUGAUGGACCGAACAAGGAUCUGAUCAGAGGAUGUUGUGAUGCCAAGAAGCCAACCACACAUUUAGGCGCUGCAGAAUCACCACAACUCGCGAGACAACAGAGGCGAAUGAGAGGGAGAUUGCUGGUUUGCUUGUGCUUUGACUGACCUGGUAGAUGUAACGCAGAUUCAUUAGGAGGGUAGUAGUAAGGAGAGGGACAUUGAAGACGUUAUACUUUUAGGCAUUGCCAUGGACUUUGUGUAGAUCAAUGUGCUUGAACAGGUGUUACCCGGGAAUUCUGCAUGAAAUGAGUUGGUGCUAUGGAUUAAUAGUAGA